CCGAGCUGCUAAGAAUUGAACAGGGUUACUAUAGUGUCGUAUUCAAAUGUUAGCGCCAAAACUGCAACCCUGUUCUCCAUCAUUACUGCAUAGAAUCCUCUCCACUCUGGCAGUCCUCGCGGACAAAUGCACCACCAUGGACCAGCUGAAGCAGCUUCACGCCCAGAUGAUUGUUUCCGCCGUCGUCACCGCUGAUGCCUAUGCUGUCAGCCGCUUGCUCUUCUCCUGCGCCCUCUCCCCCUUCGCCGACCUUUCCCACGCUUCCAGAAUCUUCCAGUCCACACCCCACCCCAACUCCUUUAUGUGGAAUACCCUCAUCCGCGCCCAGCCCCAGGCGCUCCACGCGCUCUCUCUCUACCUCGCCAUGCGCCGCAACCGCGUCCUUCCCGGUAAACACACCUUCCCCUUCCUCCUCAAAGCAUGCUCCCAAUUGCGCAACCUCCCAGCCUGCAAACAGCUCCACGUUCACGUCAUGAAGUUCGGGUUGGCUUCUGAUUUGCACGUGGCUAACGCUUUGGUCCGGUGUUAUUCGGUUUCGGGCAAUUGGAUCGAUGCUCGUUUAUUGUUUGAUGAAAUGACCGAAAGAAGUCCGAGUCUUUGGACCACUAUGAUUUGUGGGUACGCUCAAAAUUUCCGCUCCAACGAGGCUUUGCAGCUUUUUAGUGAGAUGGUUGGGGCGGGCUUUGAGCCCGGUGGUGCCAUCCUAGCUUCGGUACUGUCUGCGUGUGCCCGGUCGGGUUAUCUUGAGUUUGGAGAAAGGAUUCAUGGCUUUGUGAGGGUGAAAGGGGUUGGACUAGGAGAGGGGGUGAUUCUUGGGACGGCGUUGGUUUACAUGUAUGCCAAGAAUGGGGAGAUUGCAAAGGCUAGGAGGUUGUUUGAUGAAAUGCCAGAGAGGAAUGUUGUUACAUGGAAUGCUAUGAUCUGUGGGUUGGGUGCUCAUGGACAUGCGGAAGAUGCUCUUGGUUUGUUUGAGAAGAUGAAGAGGGAACAGAUUGUUUGUCCUAAUGGUGUCACCUUUGUUGGAGUUUUGUCGGCUUGUUGUCAUGCUGGCUUGAUUGAUGUUGGUCGUGAGAUUUUUCGUUCGAUGAAGUUGGUGUAUGGAAUUGAUCCGAAGAUUGAACAUUAUGGAUGCUUGGUUGAUCUUCUAGGAAGAGGGGGAAGGUUGCUGGAGGCAGAGGAGCUGGUGAAGGGAAUGCCGUGGAAGGCUGAUGUGGUUAUUUUGGGAGCUUUAUUGGCAGCUAGCAAGAGUAGUGGGAAUACUGAGGUUGCUGUAAGAGUGGUGAAUGAAAUUCUUGCUCUGGAACCACAAAAUCAUGGUGUUCAUGUUGCUUUGUCUAAUAUAUAUGCAGAGGCUGGACAAUGGCAGGAAGUUUUGAGACUGAGGAAGACAAUGAAAGAAGAGAAACUCAAGAAAGAGCCAGGGUGGAGUCUGAUUGUGGAAAGAAAUUGAUUCUUUCAUUUUUAGCAAAAGGUGAGGAAGGGAAAUAUAGAGGUACGCACUUCACGAUCAACUGAUGCAGUCAUUUUGAAAAUAGCUAUGAUGCUAACUGAAGAAGACUUGAAAUACGGGUGGACUUGACUCCAUCAACUGAUGCAUGGUGCUAAAUGAAGAAAUGUUGCUACACUUCUGCUGGAUCACAAAGCUGGAAUUUUAGAAUACCACAAUGAUAUAUAUCACAUCCUAGAAUACUGCGAUAGGUUCAGAGGAUAUGAUUUUGUUGAGAACUUCAUGAGCAAGAAGAAUACAAAAAGAUUUUCCAGUGUGCUUGGUGUUGAAGCCUUAUAUUAUACCACCAGAGAAACUAAUACAGGAUUUUACUUCUAUCCAAUCCCUGGUAUUGGUGACUAAAGGACCGAAGGGAAGAAUUCUUCGAAGCUUUCUUUACUACGGUAAAGUGUGUCUUUAGCACGUAUAUACAGGUGUUCAAACAUUGUUCAUUUGCCAGGACUUGUUGAAUUGAAGCAUAGAAGAGCUACAUUCAACAGUAGAGUAGAUGAAAAGGAGAUGGAAGUUGGCUUGCUAUCUCUUGAUUUAGAGAAAAAGGCAAAAGAGCUUGUGAUUGUUUACAUACACACCUUCCCAUUGUUGUAAAACAAAUUGUGAUGUGAUACCUUCAUGUUCAUGGUUCCAGUUUAUUAUUGAAGACCAUUAAUCUAAGAUUAUGGUCAUGAUGGUAACAAUAAUAACUAUAAUAGAAUUUUAAACCCUUG
Molecule: messenger RNA, 2211 nt
Organism: Vigna unguiculata (cowpea)
Lineage: Eukaryota; Viridiplantae; Streptophyta; Magnoliopsida; Fabales; Fabaceae
Product: pentatricopeptide repeat-containing protein At5g56310 pseudogene
Source: RefSeq, a predicted model, not a curated record